Terrapene triunguis (Three-toed box turtle) is the source of this 1995-nucleotide messenger RNA. RefSeq names its product sulfatase 1 (gene SULF1). Lineage: Eukaryota; Metazoa; Chordata; Testudines; Emydidae. The transcript is spliced from 16 exons. Gene Ontology annotation, cellular component: endoplasmic reticulum; plasma membrane; cell surface. The record is from RefSeq and is a predicted model, not a curated record. Gene Ontology annotation, molecular function: N-acetylglucosamine-6-sulfatase activity; glycosaminoglycan binding. Bases 26 to 1897 code for a protein of 623 amino acids.
UCCAAGCUAUAACUACGCACCAAACAUGGAUAAACACUGGAUCAUGCAGUACACUGGGCCUAUGCUGCCUAUCCACAUGGAAUUUACAAAUGUCUUACAGCGCAAAAGGCUUCAGACAUUGAUGUCAGUUGAUGACUCCAUGGAAAGGUUAUACCAUAUGCUUGUGGAGACGGGAGAACUGGAGAAUACCUACAUCAUUUACACUGCUGACCAUGGUUACCAUAUUGGGCAGUUUGGACUGGUCAAGGGAAAGUCAAUGCCAUAUGACUUUGAUAUUCGAGUUCCUUUCUUUAUUCGUGGGCCAAGUGUAGAGCCGGGAUCAGUAGUGCCUCAGAUAGUGCUGAAUAUUGACCUUGCUCCAACGGUUCUGGAUAUUGCAGGACUUGACGCGCCUCCAGAUAUGGAUGGCAAGUCUGUCCUAAAACUUCUGGACCUCGAAAAGCCAGGAAACAGGUUUCGAACAAACAAGAAGACCAAAAUUUGGCGUGAUACAUUUCUGGUGGAAAGAGGCAAAUUUCUGCGCAAGAAGGAGGAAUCCAACAAAAAUGCCCAACAGUCUAACCAUUUACCAAAAUAUGAGAGAGUAAAAGAAUUAUGCCAACAAGCGAGAUACCAGACAGCUUGUGAGCAACCAGGACAGAAGUGGCAGUGCAUUGAGGAUUCUUCUGGCAAGCUUCGAAUUCACAAGUGUAAGGGAUCCAGCGACAUGUUCACCAUCAGAAAGAGAACGCGAAGCAUACACUCCCAGGGAUACAGCAAUAAAGACAAAGAAUGCAUCUGUGCAGAUGCUGAUUACCGAACCAGCAGGACCCAGAGAAAAAAUCAAAGACAGUUCAUGAGAAACCCCAGUGCCCAAAAAUAUAAACCCCGAUUUGUUCAUACUCGCCAAACUCGGUCCUUGUCUGUGGAAUUUGAAGGUGAAAUAUUUGACAUAAACCUGGAGGAGGAGGAACUACAAGUGUCGCAGUCCAAAAGUAUUAGUAAGCGUCAUGACACUGAAAAUGAGGAGGAUUCAGAAGACAGUAAUGAUGGUGGUGAUGGUGAAGAAGAAGAAAUGAUAGCUGAUGGCACCAAUGCUGUUGGCCAACCUGAUUCUGUCAGAGUGACACACAAGUGUUUUAUUCUUCCAAAUGACACCAUUCACUGUGAGAGGGAACUAUACCAAUCAUCCAGAGCCUGGAAGGACCACAAGGCCUACAUUGAUAAGGAGAUUGAAGCUCUCCAAGAUAAAAUUAAGAAUUUAAGGGAAGUGAGAGGACACCUAAAAAGAAGAAAACCUGAUGAAUGUGAUUGUAGCAAACAGAGCUAUUACAACAAAGAGAAAGGGGUGAAGGCCCGAGAGAAACUGAAGAGCCAUCUUCAUCCAUUCAAAGAAGCAGCACAGGAGGUGGACAGCAAACUUCAGCUAUUCAAAGAGAACCGCAGGAGAAAGAAGGAGAGAAAGGGAAAGAGGCGCCAGAAGAAAGGAGAUGAAUGCAGCCUUCCUGGACUUACGUGCUUUACCCAUGAUAAUAACCACUGGCAGACAGCACCGUUCUGGAACUUGGGGUCUUUCUGUGCUUGCACAAGUUCAAACAACAACACCUACUGGUGUUUGCGAACAAUUAAUGAGACACACAAUUUUCUCUUCUGUGAGUUUGCAACCGGAUUCUUGGAAUAUUUUGAUAUGAACACUGAUCCCUAUCAGCUGACAAAUACAGUACACACAGUGGAAAGAGGCAUUUUGAAUCAAUUACAUAUACAGCUAAUGGAAUUGAGAAGUUGUCAAGGUUACAAGCAGUGCAAUCCACGACCUAAGGGACUUGAAACAGGAAAUAAAGAUGGAGGAAGCUAUGAUCCACACAGAAAGAAGAAUAACACAACUUUACUCUUCCCCUGCUCUCACCAGAACCAGUAAACACAGCCAGUCCAGAGAGAGAGGAUUUUCUGUUGGGACAAUUAUGGGAUGGAUGGGAAGGCUAAACUGCCAAAUUUCACCGAGGACAUCGACUGGCA